AUGACUAUAACUUUGAUCACAACUAUAACUACUCCCACAACUGCUUUCCCAACUCCCACAACUAUAACUAGCUCCACUACUCCCACACACUCUUAUAACUACUCCCAUCACCACAACUACUCCCAUCACCACAACUACUCCCAUCACCACAACUAUUCCCACAAAUACUCCCAUCACCACAACUACUCCCAUCACCACAAGCACUCCUAUAACUACUCCCAUCACCACAACUACUCCCAUCACCACUACUAUUCCCACAACUACUCCCAUCACCACAAGCACUCCUACAACUACUCCCAUCACCACAACUAUUCCCAUCACCACAAGCACUCCUACAACUACUCCCAUCACCACAACCAUUCCCAUCACCACAAGCACUCCUACAACUACUCCCAUCACCGCAACUACUCCCAUCACCACAAGCACUCCUACAACUACUCCCAUCACCACAAGCACUCCUACUACUACUCCCAUCACCACAACUAUUCCCACAACUACUCCCAUCAUCACAACCACUCCUACAACUACCUCCAUCACCACAACCACUCCUACAACUACUCCCAUCACCACAACCACUCCUACAACUACUCCCAUCACCACAACCACUCCUACAACUACUCCCAUCACCACAACUAUUACCACAACUACUCCCAUCACCACAAGCACUCCUACAACUACUCCCAUCACCACAACUAUUCCCACAACUCCUGCCAUCACCACUACUCCCAUCACCACAACUAUUCCCACAACUACUCUCAUCACCACAACCACUCCUACAACUACUCCCAUCACCACAACUAUUCCCACAACUACUAUCAUCACCACAAGCACUCCUACAACUACUCCCAUCACCACAACUAUUCCCACAACUACUCCCAUUACCACAACUAUUCCCACAACUACUCCCAUCAUCACAACCACUCCUACAACUACUCCCAUCACCACAACUAUUCCCACAACUACUCCCAUCAUCACAACCACUCCUACAACUACUCCCAUUACCACAACUAUUCCCACAACUACUCCCAUCACCACAACCACUCCUACAACUACUCCCAUCACCACAACCACUCCUACAACUACUCCCAUCACCACAACCACUCCUACAACUACUCCCAUCACCACAACUAUUCCCACAACUACUCCCAUCAUCACAACCACUCCUACAACUACUCCCAUCACCACAACCACUCCUACAACUACUCCCAUUACCACAACUAUUCCCACAACUACUCCCAUCAUCACAACCACUCCUACAACUACUCCCAUCACCACAACUAUUCCUACAACUACUCCCAUCACCACAACUACCCCUCCAACUAAUAUCACCAGCACAAUUGUUUCAACUCCAGGACAAACAACUCAAGGGUCGUUCUCACGGGCAUUCGUACAGGUCAAGCUGCAAUCCCGUGUUGAGGUCAGCAGCGCAACUAUCAGUGAAGUUAUACAACAG
This is a messenger RNA of Thalassophryne amazonica, 1453 nucleotides long. RefSeq names its product histidine-rich glycoprotein-like. NCBI's taxonomy places the organism in Eukaryota, Metazoa, Chordata, Actinopteri, Batrachoidiformes, Batrachoididae. The coding region runs from base 1 to 1323 and encodes 440 amino acids. The record is from RefSeq and is a predicted model, not a curated record. The transcript is spliced from 3 exons.